AAGCUCCCCUCGUCGAUCCUCUUCACAUAGGCGCCCCAAAUGUUUAUCCCUGAAAUAAAGUUACGAUCUCGUAGACUAAUUAUAUACCUAGGUAGGUGGUAACAAAAUCAGGUUUUGUAUAUAUAUAUACUCUACAUGGACCCAUACAGCUUGCGCUUCUGCAAGAGUAAUCUUUAGGCCAUACCUCGGCGAUUAUCAUUGCUGGACUUCUUCUUGCCACGCUUUAUUGUCGUCAGCUCAGCAAUGCUAGAGCUGGAAUAUCGCAUCGACAAAACUUCUCUCCUUAUAGCCAUAUCCUCUUGAUUAAAGCUCCAACUAUGGAUUCCAGCCUCAAACAAUCGAACUCUGGUAUUGACACACGGCUUCUCAUCAUUUCGGAUACACAUGGAAUGCAAUUCCCUGUCGGCGUUAACAAACCUGUAGAUGUGGCAAUCCACUGUGGCGACCUCACCCAGCAUUCCAAAUUAGACGAAUUUCGGGCUGGUAUUAGUCAAAUGGAAAUGAUUAAUGCGCCUCUCAAGCUCAUUAUCGCCGGGAAUCAUGAUUUUGCGCUCGACAUACCGAUUCUUAGACAGAAGAUAUCUGAGGCAUCCAGAUUAGAAACUCUGGAUGAUGCACUAGUCAAAAAAGAAUAUGGUGAUUAUGGCGCAGCUCGAGAAAUCAUGGACCAAGCGAAAGAUAAAGGCAUAAUUUUUCUUGAUGAGGGAUCGCAUAGAUUUUUUCUGAAAAAUGGCGCUCUUUUGAAAAUUUACGCAAGCCCUUAUACACCAUCGACAACAUCGUCCAACGAAUGGGGAUUUCAGUACAGCGACAGUCACAGUUUUAGUAUUGACAGCGGAAUCGACAUUGCCAUUACUCAUGGGCCACCGCAUGGGAUGAUGGAUAUGUCUGCAGAAAGAAAAAGGAUCGGAUGCCCGCAACUCUUUGCAGCUAUAGCAAAGGCUCAGCCUAGGAUUCAUUGUUUCGGGCAUGUCCAUGAGGGAUGGGGUGCAAAAUUGGUUACUUGGAGAUCCCAAAUCUCAAAUAGUCCCUCUCAUUUUGCUGAUAUAGACAACGACAGGUCAACGAAUAUUGAGACGCUAUUGAGCAUAAACGGAUCAAAAUUCGAGUCUCCAGAGGAAAAGAGAAUGAGAGAGAGAAAAACUGCGGAGCUUAAUUCACGUGGAUAUUGUCAGAUAGAACCCUCUAUCGAUAAUAAGGGUUCUCUAGGGAGAGGAAGGACUCUGUUCAUCAAUGCAGCAAUUAAAGGCCACGGUGACCUGGAACAACUCCCAUGGGUUGUCAAUAUCCAGUUACUAGCUUAUGCACCGCAGAUCUUGUGAAGCGGGAAAUGGUCUAUAUCUACUAGUAACGGGCAUAUUAUUGGCAUUAAUUGUUAUUAAGCCAAAGACCACCUUGCUUGACACUGGAAUACAAGUAU
Trichoderma asperellum CBS 433.97 is the source of this 1420-nucleotide messenger RNA. RefSeq lists its product as uncharacterized. The record is from RefSeq and is a predicted model, not a curated record. Gene Ontology annotation, molecular function: hydrolase activity. Lineage: Eukaryota; Fungi; Ascomycota; Sordariomycetes; Hypocreales; Hypocreaceae.